AUGGGACCCAGGUCUGUGUGGCUUGUUGUCUGGGGACCUGAAUCUGAGAGACCCCUCCACCAGGAGGACCUACGCAGCUCAUGGACCUUUCCAGAUAUAGAUGCAGCCUCUGGGGGGAGCUGGUCCUUGUGGCAUGGGCCCAUGUUCAGCAGUCGGGAAAGCAUGUCCAUGACAGGACUGCUGAUCAGGGGGUCUCAAUUAAGUGACACAGGGAGCUACACUGUGUGGGUAGAAGCCAGCAAUGGGACCCAGAGAGCACCUGGCUGGCCUGAGAUUCGAGAGUUGGAAAUCCCAGGCAUCUCAGUCAACAUCAGCUCCGUGGCAGAGAACAUGGAUUCCAUGGCUGCUGUCUGCCACACCAGUGCCACUAACGUCAAGUGGUAUGUAAAUUACACACAGGUGUUCAGCUAUGACCACAUGACAGUCUCCCCAGACAGCAAGACACUCAUCAUCCAAAGGGUCAGCAGCUACAACUCACCACUUCGGUGUGGGAUAGAAAUCCUCCCACAGAUUAUUGAGAGAAGUGAAGUAAUCUUUCCGACAUUGACCUAUGGUCCCUCCAGUGUGCUGAUCAGGAGUAAGCCCCGUAACUUCAAUGGCAUCCUGCCUGCUGAGAUGGGCUUCCAGGUGGAGAUGGAGUGUAUCUCCUAUUCCAGACCAGAAUUCAAGUACCAGUGGAUCCACAACGGCUUCCUCCUGAACUUCUCAGAAAAAAUUACCCUCCUGAAUCUGAUCUGGGACCAGAUGGGCAGAUACAGAUAUCAGGAAGUCCAGCUCCAGGUGCCCUGGCACAGGACUGUUUUUAGUAAAGGUUUCACCAUCUCAGGAUCCUUGCUGAUAUUUCUCAUCAUGGUGACAGCAGUGGGUGGUGUCCUCUUCUGUGCAUUCCUCAUUCAUACCCUGAUCAGACAUUACUCUACCAGGGCAAAUUGGGCUACAUGA
Molecule: messenger RNA, 942 nt
Organism: Balaenoptera musculus (blue whale)
Lineage: Eukaryota; Metazoa; Chordata; Mammalia; Artiodactyla; Balaenopteridae
Gene: CEACAM18
Product: CEA cell adhesion molecule 18
Source: RefSeq, a predicted model, not a curated record